UCUUCGGAGAUCUUCCGAACCUCUUUGUAGCUUGUUGCAGCUUAUAUUUUGUACGGUAUAUUUAGCUCUCGUUUAGGGGAAAGUCCCUCAAAAGACGUCCUGGUUCAUACGAAGACGUGUGGCGAUUACGCCGGUCGCUGAGAUCUCGCGAGAUUUCUCGCCUGAUCGUGCCGGAGCGCGGUCGCACAGCGUCCGGAGGAGACGAGUCGACGCCGUCUGGGUGGAGGGUCCUGAGAUAAACUGCUUCCCAUCCAGAUGGCUGAUGGUGAUAUGGAGCUUCGGUGAGAAUGGAACUCCCCCUGUCCAAACCAGACAAAAUGGGCAAGACAAAGCUGUUUCGCAUCUUUCUCAUCCUGGGCUCUGUCUUCAUGAUCCUGCUGAUUAUCAUCUACUGGGAUGAUGUCGGAGCCACUCAUUUUUACUUACACACGACAAUAUCCGGUCCUCAUUCUUCCCGCCUUCCACCCGAGAGUAACGCGGCUUCCAGAAACAAAGUUGAGGAGGACAAGGAAGGCUCGUUCCUGGCCGACAUUGACGCUUUUGUUAACCAGUUUCUGGAAGGCACCGCUGACCCUACGGAGCAAGUGAGAGCUGAAACGCCACCCGGUGAGCCUCACAACCAAUCCUCAGAAAAACCCGAAGAAAGAUUCGUCCCCAGGCGCGAAUGGAAAAUCCACCUGACCCCUAUCGCCACGAACAAGAAGCAAAGGCAGGACAGUAGGAAGCAGUUGAUCCAUGAUCUUUGUAGCAGCAACAGCAGCUUCAACUUCCCAGGCAAGAACCGGACGUUUGACGACAUCCCCAACAAGGAGUUGGACCACUUAAUUGUGGACGACCGACACGGGAUCAUAUACUGUUACGUUCCCAAGGUGGCGUGCACCAACUGGAAGCGCAUCUUGAUCGUGCUGAGCGAGAGCCUGCUGGUAAACGGGGCGCCGUACCAGGAUCCUCUGGACAUCCCCGUCGAGCUUAUCCACAACAGCAGCGUGCACUUCACCUUCAACAAGUUCUGGAAGCGUUACGGCAAGUUUUCUCGUCAUCUGAUGAAAGUCAAACUCAAGAAGUACACCAAGUUCCUGUUCAUCCGAGACCCUUUCGUCCGUCUCAUCUCGGCCUACCGGAACAAGUUCGAGCUGGAGAACGAGGACUUCUACAAAAGAUUCGCUGUCAUCAUGCUGAAAAGAUACGGCAACUACGCCGACCCGCCGGCGUCCGUGGUGGAUGCGUUCGCCGCCGGAAUCCGACCGACUUUUUCAAACUUUAUUCAAUACCUGUUAGACCCAAACACGGAGAAAGAAAUGCCGUUCAACGAGCACUGGAGGCAGAUGUACCGCUUGUGUCACCCUUGCCAGAUCAAUUACGACUUCGUAGGAAAGCUGGAGACCUUGGACGAGGACGCCGAGCAUUUGUUGCGGAUCCUGAGGGUGGACAACGUUGUCCAGUUCCCACCGAGUCAUCGCAACAAGACGGUCAGCAGCUGGGAGCAGGACUGGUUCGCAAACAUACCUAAUGAAUCACGCAAACAGUUGUACAAACUCUACGAGGCUGAUUUUAGACUCUUCGGGUAUCCUAAACCCGAGAAGCUUUUACACGAGUGAAAUAUGGUUCUGCUCAACGAAGUACUUCUCAUGCUGUGGGUUAUUGAACUGUAAUUUAUAUGCUGAUUGAUUUGAUCAUUCUUUUCGCUCUUAGUUGUAUCUUUUGUAGCUCCGAUCUGAUUGGCGCAAAGGUGAUAGAAAGGGUUCAUCAGACCGAUUUUACAUUCACAGUAUUAGAAGUGUAUCAUAUGCAGAUUUAUAUUUUCUUGCAUUUUCUGAAAAUACAACCGUCUGGCAUGCAGUACUGUACUGUGGAGUCGGGUGAAAAAAUGUGGAUUGUAACUAGUGUAGAAAAUCACAAUAAUAAUAGUUUAGAUUCUUUUUUUUGUUUGUUUUGUUCCCAAUGAAAUAUUUGUUUUACUGUAACUGUUCUUAAUUAGUUCGCAAAUAGGCUUUUUUUUUGUCUUUUAAAAUUUUUAUUCU
This is a messenger RNA of Silurus meridionalis, 2021 nucleotides long. RefSeq names its product carbohydrate (chondroitin 4) sulfotransferase 12a (gene chst12a). Lineage: Eukaryota; Metazoa; Chordata; Actinopteri; Siluriformes; Siluridae. The transcript has 2 exons. The record is from RefSeq and is a predicted model, not a curated record. Gene Ontology annotation, molecular function: sulfotransferase activity. Gene Ontology annotation, biological process: carbohydrate biosynthetic process; proteoglycan biosynthetic process. Gene Ontology annotation, cellular component: membrane. The coding region runs from base 288 to 1598 and encodes 436 amino acids.